AUGGCAAAAAGGAGUAAGGGUCGCCAAAAGGUUGAUAUGGUGAAGAUGCAGAACGAGAGUAAUUUGCAAGUGACUUUCUCUAAGCGUCGUGCUGGUCUCUUCAAGAAGGCUAGUGACCUUUGUACACUAUGUGGUGCUGAAGUCGCCCUUGUGGUAUUUUCCCCAGGCAAGAAAGUUUACUCAUUUGGCCACCCUAGAGUGGAUUUGGUAGUGGAUAGGUUUCUCACAAGGAACUCUCAUAACCAGCUCAUUGUGGCUCAUCGAAAUGCUAGUGUUCGUGAUCUCAAUGUGAUGACCCAAAAGAUGGCUCCCCAGAAUCAGGCUCUAGCAGCCCCGCCGGUUGGGGUAGUUCGGCCAGUUGUUGCGGCACAGGCCGAUGAUAGGAUUGCCAGAGUCACUACAACGGUUAUCUGGACCGUUCGGGUCAGCUUCAGCUUCAGCAGCCACGGCAUCUGGAUGGAUGUUAUGAGUGUGGCAACAUUGGCCACAUCAGGAGUAUUAAUGCAAGAUGGCAGGGUUAUUGCAUAA
Messenger RNA from Nicotiana tabacum (common tobacco), 528 nucleotides. The record is from RefSeq and is a predicted model, not a curated record. NCBI's taxonomy places the organism in Eukaryota, Viridiplantae, Streptophyta, Magnoliopsida, Solanales, Solanaceae.